CCUGAGAAGAAGUGAAGGAACUCGUUUCAGUGAGGGCUCUCAAUUUAAUUUUAAUCCUAUGCAGAAAUUUUCUCCUCUAUUAUACCUAUGUUUUAUCUUGUGUUUUGCAGAUCUCUUACAAUGGCUGAGUAUUGCUUUCCUAAUAAGAAAUAAUAAUAAUACAUCUUAAUUGGUGACAUGGUUUGGCUGUGUCCCUGCCCAAAUCUCAUCUUGAAUUGUAGCUCCCAUAAUUCCCAGGUGUUGUGGGAGGGACCUGGCAGAAGAUAAUUGAAUCGUGAGGGCAGUUUCCCCCAUGCUGUUCUUGUGGUAGUGAAUAGGUCUCACAAGAUCUGAUGGUUUUAUUUUUUUGUUUUUUUAUUUACUGGGGCGGAUGGAGUUUUGCUCUUGUUGCCCAGGCUGGAGUGCGGUGGCACAAUCUCGGCUCACUGCAACUUCCACCUUCUGGGUCAAGCGAUUCUCCUGCCUCAGUGUCUCGAGUAGCUGGGACUACAGGCGUGUGGCACCACGCCCAGCUAAUUUUUGCAUUUGUAGUAGAAACAGGGUUUCACCGUGUUGGCUAGGCUGGUCUCGAAUUCCUGACCUUAGGUUAUCUGCCCGCCUCGGUCUCCCAAAGUGCUGGGAUUACAGGCGUGAGCCACUGUGCCUGGCUGAUCUGAUGGUUUUGUAAGGGGUUUCCGCUUUUGGUUGGCUCUCAUUCUCUCUUGCCUGCUGCCAUAUAAGACAGGGCUUUUGCCUUUUACCAUGAUUGUGAGGCCUCCCAAGCCAUGUGGAACUGUGAGUCCAUUAAACCUCUUUUUCUUUAUAAAUUAGUCAGUCUUGGGUAUGUCUUUAUCAGCAGCGUGAAAACGGACUAAUGCUAUUGGUCCGCCCUCCUUCGAUGAUGUGGUAUCUGGUGAAAGUUUGGGGUUAUGGAUCUUUUACUAUAUCUGCAAAUGGGGGCCUCCUUCAGCUUCCAGCUUCCUUAGACAUAGACCUUUGCCUGUCACCUGCAUGUCUGUCUGGGACCUGUACUCAGAGGAUGCCCCGCAUGGUACGUGUCACAAAGCCCAAGGUGACAUCUUUGGGGCAAGCUAUUCUGCACGUCCUCAAGGCCUCUGUGUUUGCUAAACGUGAAAUUCAAGUGUGCUUAGCUAGCUGUGUGGGAGUCUUCAGUAUGCAGGCAAAGCCUCCUCAUUGCUUCAGGGCUGGAGGUGGCUGAGAUGUGUGUGAGAGCUUUCUGUCGAGGUUCAGGGUGCUUCCUACCUCUGUCCGGUGGAGCCUUGGCUGUUGUGAACAGAGGACCUAUGAGAACCUCAGGCCUUUGAUAUUGCCUUGGAUUUGUGACUCCACCACCAUGUUGCUGAAAGUACCAAGAUGUACCCACAUGAACCCUUCAGUGCACAGAUUGUCAAAAACUCUAAGAAUAUUGUUUGCCCAUUUUAAGAAAAUGCUCACAUAUCAGCUGCCCCACCACCCCCUUUUAGGCAUUUAACAAUAUUCUGGUUAUAGGUCUUUAACUACAAUUUGCAUAAUGUAAACAUAUGACUGACUCUUAUAAAUCUGUUUCUCAUUUGUAUUGGACUUAAUUUUUUUGUUGUUUUCAAGAAUGUACUAUAAUAAAUAUUCAUAAGCUCCAAGACAUCUCACUAUGGACCAUUCGUUAUAUAUAAUAGCACUUUAAAUAACAUUUCGAAAUGUUUUCCUACUGCUGUGGGCUCAAUUGUGUUGGCUGUGAUUUUGCAUGGUUUCAAAAAAAGCACUCAGGUGUUCCUGGAGCCCCACGCUCUCGCUCUUUAAUCCGGUAUUUGGAAGCAGACACGAGUUCUUUCCCAAACACAUCGCACAUUUCCAGAGCAUGUCUUGUGGCUUGAAGCAUGUGGACUGUGCAGCAGCCGAUGCUAUCAGGGACCCUCUUCACAGCUUUGACAAAUGUGUCACCUCCCCUCUAUGCUUAGCUGUGACCGUGGAGAAUGCUAUCACUAGUUCCUUUGCCACUUUCUUGGAGAAGUUCUAUUUGUGAAGGCCGUGCAUGUUUGUGUGUUUGUGUGUUUAAAUGGAAGCUAAAGGAGUCAGAAGCUGUUUGAUAAGCCCUGGGUAUGAGUUAAUUAUUGAUAAGGUGGUUGAACCCAUCACAGUCACUUCCGAUAACUCCGCAAGCAAAUGAAAAACAUCCCGGAAUUGUGAAUUCCCCUGUGGCAAGUGGUUAUCGUUCGUGGUGGCAGUCUGCUGUUACGAGCUAAGUAAUGAAGCUUUCCGCCUUUCCCCUUUAAGAAACUGUGACUGCACUUUCCACAGAGCGGGGGUGAGAGCAGGUGCCCUUGUCCCCGAGGCUCCUGGCGGGCUCUUUCUGGAUGCUUCUCUGGACAGAGGCUGGUUUAUAUUCUUUGAGGGGACAUGGCUGAAGGCUGCCAGGAACCCCCUUUCCUAGGUUGCUCCUGUGCCUUUGCAAGGACUUCAGCUUCCACUUACGUCUCCUUAUUUGUUACUUCAUUCAUUUCCUUUCGUUAUUCUCAUUUGUUAAUUAUUAAUGGAUCUCAAAUGUUUAUACAUAUUAAAAAACUUCUCUCAUCAAAAAAGUUGGGGCCUUUUUCUGAUCUUCCGUGUAAACUCAAAACCACUCAUCCUAGCCUUCAAGACUGACAUCAGAUGAUGACCUUCAGCUUUUCUCAUUUCUUCCUGUGUCCUGUGCUGCAUAAUAGGAUGAAUAUGGACUUUGACGUCGGAUGGAGCUGACUUGGAAUCCUGGCUCUGCCAGCUGACUGGCAGAGGGGUUGUGGCUGUUUACAUAAAGGAAUCCUGGUGCUCCACGGAAGAUGCACUAAGAACCUCUGAUCCUGCAAGAGAAGGGUUGAUGAAGGUUCAGUCGUUUGGGGAAAGGGUUGUGCUUUUCAUUCUAAACGCCAUUAUUUUUGGAAGAUUGGAGAGAAAUUUGGAUGAUGAUGACAUGUUUUUUCUACCUCACUCUGUGAAGGAACAAGCUAAAAUCCUGUGGAGACGUGGAGCGGCUGUUGGGUUUUACACAACCAAGAUGAAAGGCAGACUGUGUGGUGAUGGCACCGGUGCGUGCUACCUGCUGCCUGUCUUUGACACCGUGUUCAUCAGGAGGAAACACUGGCGCCGAGGCUUGGGAACAGCCAUGCUGCGGGACUUCUGUGAGACAUUCCCAAAGGACAAGGCCCUGGGGGUUAGCUGCCCGAUGUCUCCUGCCAUGUACCAAGCACACCCAGGAAAUUCCGAGGACGUGAGCCGUCAUGCGAGGACUUCUCAGAAUGACAGACCCAGACAGCCUGGCCCUGGAGACGGCAGCAAGGAGAGGAUGUGUGGAGAAGAAAUGGAAGACACAAAGAAUGAUCCAGAGUGUGGAGUGGAAGAGGAGGAUGCCAGGCUGGCAGGGCAGCCACCAGGCAAGCUUACAAGGCCCAGUCCCUGACGUCUCCAGACGCCCAUCUGGGCCAGGUCCAGAGGCCUGCCUGGGCUCCCAGGAUACGGGUCUGAGACUUGUGUGGCUGGGAGCGUACCUUCCCUGGGGAUCUUUGAGGGGCCAGUGACCCCACGGGCCCCACCUACCUCUGAGGUGGGCUCAGGCUCUAGAGUACCUGAGAACGUGCUGCGCUCAGCAUGCGACACCGUGCCACAGGGAGGAAAUAUUUCCCUAAGUUAAUUGUUGACAGUUCCUAAACGUUUCAGAAGCUUACUCGUUAAAACUAACGUGGUUUCUGUUUCUCAGGAUAAAUUGGUGGGACUUUACCGGAACCACAGGGAUGUUUUACUGAAUGUACCUCUUUCCUUAUAGAAGUUUAAAGAUGCUCAGGAAGGGGCCACACCCGUUCCAUCUGGGCUGUAGAAACCCAUUGCAGGUUUGUGCAUGCCAGCCCUGCUGUUGCCGUGAGACUACGGACACCAAAGAGGUUUGCAGGGGUACACGUGUCCUUUCCAGACACCAAAGAGGUUUGCAGGGGUACACGUGUCCUUUCCCGGGAGGCUUCAGCCACAUCAGGAGUGCCUUGAGGGCAGGGGCAGUGGCUGGAUGGUGCCUACUGUAGGCCUGGAGCGCUCUUCUGGCCUGGUAUACAGAAGGCACUCAGAGAGCUCAUAUGGGAAGCACUGGGUAGGAAUUUGGGCAGAUCGUGCUUCUAGAAUAUUGGUGGCCUUGAGUGGAAAGGCUUGUGGUAGUAAAAGUAACUAAAAAUGAUAGCCUGGCUCGAAUGUGACAUUGGCUUCCCCCUUCUCAAAUACUGAUGGAGCCCUGCUUGGUAGCUUGUGUAUGGCCGCUCUUGGGAUGCAGAGACAAGGACCUGCUCUUAGGCCCCAGAUCCAAUGGACUAGGCAGAGUUGUCCCAGGGCCGCCUGCCGUCCUCAAGGGUGGGGCGCAAAUCCAGGCUGCUUUAGGGAGCCCAAAGCCUGCUCCCCGAGAGCUGGGGUGGUGCUUUCUCUGCAAUUGGGCCCAGCCUUGAUGAUUUCAGUAGGAUUUUUCCCAGAGAAAGCUGGUCAGGCCCUCUUGAGGCAGACAACCCAAGUUCUUGCCCCUCCUUUUGGGAAAAUGCAAAUCCAAUCCCAUUGCCGAGGACAUCCCAAACCCCUCUGUACUCAUCACUGACUUUGGAGAAGCCAGGGGCCCUGCUGCCUCUGCUCCUUGCCAUUGGAGUUCAGCUGCAGGGUCAGCCCUGGGCUGCCUGGUUACUUUGUUGACAGAAGAAUAGGGUUUUACCUUUUUAGGAUGUAAUAAAGCCCCUCCUGUGGCCUGGUGAGGAGACUACCAACAGUCCCAAGUUCUGGGAAUAUAUCAUCUGUUCCCUUGAGCAGUCAAAGGACACACAUGGUGGGACCUGUUAUUUAUUCAUCCAUGCACCCAGCUGUCCAUCUGUCUGUCCGUCCAUCCAUCUAUCCAUCCAUCAUCCAUCCAUCCACCUAUCCAUCCAUCUAUCCAAUCCAUUCAUCAUCCAUCCAUCCAUCCCUCCAUCCAUCCAUCCAUCCAUCCCUCCAUCCAUCCAUCCAUCCAUCCAUCCAUCCAUCUAUCCAUCCAUCAUCCGUCCAUCCUCCAUCCAUCAUCCAUCCAUCCAUCCUCCAUCCAUCAUCCAUCCAUCCAUCCAUCCAUCCAUCCAUCCAUCCAUCCAUCCAUCCAUCCUCCAUCCAUCUUCCAUCCAUCCAUCCUCCAUCCAUCCAUCUAUCCAUCCAUCCAUCCAUCCAUCCACCAUCCAUCCAUCCUCCAUCUUCCAUCCAUCCAUCCAUCCAUCCAUCCAUCCUCCAUCCAGCCAUCCAUCUAUCCAUCCAUUUAUCAUCUAUCCAUCCACCCAUCCAUCAUCCAUCCAUUCUUCCUCCCUCCAUCCAUUCAUCCUCUAUCCAUCCAUCAUCCAUCCAUCCAUCCAUCCAUCCAUCCACCCAUCCUCCAUCCAUCCAUCAUCCAUCCAUCCAUCCAUCCAUCCAUCCACCCACCCAUCCUCCAUCCAUCCAUCCAUCCUCCAUCCAUCAUCCGUCCAUCCAUCCAUCCAUCCAUCCAUUCUGUUGUACAAUAGAUAUUCAGCAUGCUUUCUCAGGGACAUGCUCUGUGCCGGGGACAGGGGAUAUAAGUGAGGUAUGGAUACUGGCCUCAGGAAACUCUCUUCUCUUUGGAGGAAUCUCUUCUGGAGUGUUCCACUGGAGUUUUCAUCUCUCUUGCACCCAUUACAAAGAUGGAAGGGUCCAAUUGACUAGAAAUAUAGUUUAGAGCUUCAUAUGGAGACAUCGUGAAGCCUGCCUCCCCCCUCCCCCUUACACUUGGGCUCUCUGUGCAGGUGGCACAGACCAUAGAAGGAGAGUGAAGUCUACAGCCUAGAGGGUGCCCUGUGUGUGGUGUCAGAUGCAACCUUUCACAUGGGAUGUGUGUGCUGUGAGCAUUGUGCUAUUUGAGAUGAAUGGUUAAUAUUUUGUGUUUACAUGAAAAUAAAUGUUUAAAAAUGUC
Molecule: messenger RNA, 5917 nt
Organism: Gorilla gorilla gorilla (western lowland gorilla)
Lineage: Eukaryota; Metazoa; Chordata; Mammalia; Primates; Hominidae
Gene: FAM169BP
Product: Protein FAM169B
Exons: 6
Coding region: 2831-3409 (192 amino acids)
Source: RefSeq, a predicted model, not a curated record